AUGUCUAAGGAUGUUGAACCAGGGUUUUCCGCCGGCGACUACUUCGACCAGCCCCCGGCUCCGUUCUUCGACGCCGAUGAGCUUUUGCGGUGGUCCUUUUACAGGGCUGUCAUCGCUGAGUUCAUUGCCACGCUUUUGUUUUUGUACGUUGGAGUGCUCACUGUGAUUGGAAACCAGAGUCAGUCUUCUGCUGCCGUAUGCAGCGGCGUUGGCGUUCAGGGUAUUGCUUGGGCAUUCGGCGGCACCAUCUUUGUUCUCGUUUACUGCACCGCCGGCAUUUCUGGAGGACAUAUAAAUCCAGCAGUAACAUUUGGGCUGCUUUUGGGUCGAAAGGUUUCAUUGGUCAGAGCUGUACUGUACAUAAUGGCUCAGUGUCUGGGAGCCAUUUGUGGGUGUGGGCUAGUGAAGUCAUUAAAGAAGGCUAAUUUCAAUGCCUUCAGCGGUGGAGCCACCGAGCUCGUCGACGGCUUUAGCCCUGGUGCCGGCCUCGCUGCUGAGAUCAUCGGAACCUUCGUUCUUGUAUACACCGUCUUCUCUGCCACCGAUCCCAAGAGAAAAGCCAGAGAUUCCCAUGUUCCCGUUCUAGCGCCUCUCCCAAUUGGGUUCGCCGUGUUCGUGGUAAAUUUAGCCACCAUUCCGGUCACCGGCGCCGGCAUUAACCCAGCUCGAAGCUUCGGCUCUGCAGUGAUGUUCAACAACCACAAAGCUUGGGAAAACCAUUGGAUAUUUUGGGUUGGACCUUUCAUUGGAGCUGCAAUGGCUGCAACUUACCAUGAAUUUGUUUUGAGAGGAGGAGCAGCUAAGACCUUAAAAUCCUUCAAAACUUCCUCAAUUUAA
This is a messenger RNA of Benincasa hispida (wax gourd), 837 nucleotides long. RefSeq names its product aquaporin PIP2-2-like. The record is from RefSeq and is a predicted model, not a curated record. Gene Ontology annotation, cellular component: membrane. Gene Ontology annotation, molecular function: channel activity. Lineage: Eukaryota; Viridiplantae; Streptophyta; Magnoliopsida; Cucurbitales; Cucurbitaceae. Gene Ontology annotation, biological process: transmembrane transport.